Spirodela intermedia is the source of this 2957-nucleotide messenger RNA. The record is from the annotation of a GenBank genome assembly. NCBI's taxonomy places the organism in Eukaryota, Viridiplantae, Streptophyta, Magnoliopsida, Alismatales, Araceae.
AUGGCGGCGAGGUUGACUCGGAUCAUGGGAGGGAGCGGGCUAGUCGGCCGAUCUGCCGCUAUCCGCUCGCGCGCAGGCAUGGGGCUCCCCGUCGGCAGGCACAUCGUGCCGGACAGAGCGGUAAACGCCUACUUCGAUGCCCUAAUCUUCUCUUCCAAUUUGAUUGUCUUUGCUAGCCGAAAAUUCUUACGGUUCUUUGAUUUGCAAGUAUCCGCUCUGGAAGGAGAGAUUAAUCGGUAUUUUUUCCCCAGCUUCCCGAGAACGACGAGCUAGUUUGGGACAACGGCACACCUUUCCCGGAGCCGUGCAUCGAUCGACUGGCCCCGAACAUUGGCAAGGUGGCAUCCGCGUCCCGUCCACACUCCAGAUGCUCUCUGCUGUGCUAGGGCUUCGGUUAUGCGCUAUUUAUGUCUAUUGAUGUCGUUUUGUGAUGUAACAGAACGAGGCAUUAGCUUGGCUCUGUGGAGGUUUGAGUUUCUUUGCAUCGCUCGGGCUCCUGGCAGCUUGGAACGAUAAGGCUUCCAAGAUACCUUUCGUAAGUUUCCUCCCUUUCUCUCACAUGUCUUCCAUGUUUCUUAAGCCUCUACCCAUUCAUCGCCGGAUUGUGUCGAUGCAAAUGCGUAUUCGUAUCAAUCAACUGGAUUUUUUUCUGGGAAUGUCCGCGUCCCUUCCUCGAUGACAUGCUACAUCUUUUUUCUUGCUGUCGUGUUCCUUUGUGUACAAAAUCAGUGAAACUAAAAGAGUGUCCAUUAGGAAUUAAAUGCUACAUUAAAACGCCUUACUUGUAAGGGAGGCUUCCUAUGAUGUGCUGCCUAUCGUUAUCUGCGAACGGCAUGACACAGGAUAUACGAACAGAGGCACAAUUGAUGUAUCAGUAUAAUGUAGGUUACCUGUAUUGAAUUGCAUGAAUGUAGGUUGCCUCACAUAAUUUCAUUUAGAAUGUCGAACAGAUCUAUAGGUCCUUUGAAACCUUGAUAGGAUGUGGAAAUGAUGGUUGUUUGAGGGCUUCAUGACCACACCGUUAACAACCUUGUCAGUGGAAACAUUUUGUAUGGUGGCUGAUUGAGAGUUCGAUGUCCAUACAACUCUGUAGAUUUAAGUGCAUAGAGUUUCAUUCUUCGGUCCUAUGGCUUCUCUACAUAUCGCAUGCCUCUGCGACCAGAUUAUGUUAUUCUGAUUCUGUGAUAUUGGUAUGCUAUUCUUUUUCUGUAUCUGCUGGUGAAGAACUAUGCAUUUAAUUCGUCAAAAUUAGUGCUUCAGAAAGUAAAAAUAGCCGUUUCAAUUGUGUAGAGGUUUGGUGAAUUUUACUGGAAUUGAAAGGUUUAAGGAGAGAUGUCAUUGCUCCCUGCCCAAGUUGGAUAAACAAGAGAGAGACAUAGUUGCUGAAUGUAGUCGUUUAGUUAAUUGGGAUAUUCUUAACAGGAUUUCUCAUUGAUAUUUGGGUUUUAUCCACCGGCAUCGGCUUCAAAUAUAUCUAAUCAGUGGUUUUUUGUGUCGGGCAUUCAUAUAUUUUUCCUAUCCAAUCUCCAACAUUUCUUGCACAGCAUCAUAAGAAAAUAGGUAAAGUCUAUCGCAACAAUGUGCUCUGGGUCACAGCCCAAUGGUCACUUGAUCUGAACAAGUUUUUGGUGGUUUUCAUGUUUCUUCUUUUAAAACUCUCUACAUCAUGUUAUUCUCCUUUCUUGUGAUCCAGAAUACCGCAUCUCCCACACUGAAGGAAGCCCAUUGCUUCAAGCUAUGUGAACCUUAGUUGCGCUAUUUGACAAUAUCUUCCCAUAUUUUGUGAUGACCUCACAAUUCCACCAUUCUGAAAUAUGCUCUAUACAAUCCUUUACUAGAAUCCCUAAUGAAUAGCUUUUUCUGAUCGACGUGGUGCUACAUUCUGGCAUCCAAGUUUGGCAAUCCAUAUGGGACCUACAUUUCGGGGAGGGAAAAUAUCCACAAUCUAUGUGGGUCUUUUUCUGAAAGCUUGACAAUCCAGUCAAUGGACCCCCUCCAUCCUACAGAGCGCUGCCGCAUGUUUCCAUUUCCGAACAGAAGCUUUACCCCAUGUUCCCCUCUUCAGUUGAACAUUGCAUCCUCUUUUCUUCCGACUUUCUAUGAUGGGAAGUGUUAGGUGUGGAAACUUCUAUCCUUGUAUUAGCAAGUAUCGAUUGUCCAAUCUCAGGCAAGUAUUUAGUCUCAUAGGCAUCGAUACUUUGAGUGAGUAAGCGUUAGAAAAUCAAAGUCAAAACUACCCAUUCUCUCUCUAUCGCCCCUGGGCCUGCUCUUGAUGCCUCCUCCUUGUUGCUCCCUGCUUUGUAACUCUCACCUCGAUGCCAUCGACCGUCAAGCAGAAGUUGUCGUCACUGUGGUUUGGGAUGUGCUUUUGGAUCUCUAGUCUCGUACCAAUGGCUUGCAGAGGCAACACUUGGAAGAUGAUGUCCAUGUCCUGGUUUCUAUUCAUUCUCCUUACUCUUCUCAGUCUCAUUUCUGUACCUUUUCUUUCACUUAUUUCCCUUCCCUCCAUAUGCCAAUCAUGAUUAUAUAUAUAACCCAGGCAUCUUUCCAACACAUGCAUAUAUAUAUAUAUAUAUAUAUAUAUAGGAGAAGAAGAGGAACAUUUUUCUUCUUAUGAUGGAAAAUAUCACCGUUACAUCGCCUGGUGAUUAGUCUUGUGUAUAAUGUGGUUAGGUUCAGCUGGCUUUGCUGCUAAGAUAUUCGGCCCGUUAGAAUGGUUUCCUUGAAAAUUGUAGGCUCUUAGGAUUGAUCUUGUUUAUCCUGCGUGUCCCUAGAUCGGUGAUCCUUUGGAUACCAUUUCCCUAAUACUGGAUUGUAUGAGUCCUGGGUUGACUCUCUCUCUCUCUCUCUCUCUCUAUCUAUCUUGUUCUCAUGAGCACACAAAUUCUUCCUUCUGUCAGGCCCCGAAGGUCUACCCAUACGACAACCUCCGCGUGGAGCUCGGCGGCGAACCUUAG